Nematostella vectensis (starlet sea anemone) is the source of this 3242-nucleotide messenger RNA. Its product is annotated as liprin-beta-1. Gene Ontology annotation, cellular component: presynaptic active zone. The coding region runs from base 34 to 2580 and encodes 848 amino acids. The record is from RefSeq and is a predicted model, not a curated record. The transcript has 21 exons. Gene Ontology annotation, biological process: neuromuscular junction development. Gene Ontology annotation, molecular function: protein binding. NCBI's taxonomy places the organism in Eukaryota, Metazoa, Cnidaria, Anthozoa, Actiniaria, Edwardsiidae.
ACCGCUGACCACCAUAGAGUAGUAAACAACAAAAUGGCGAUCGUUGCUGAUGAUGCGGCUACAAUGUUAGCUGAAGCCCUAGAAAAAAUGGACGACCUUAUAUCAGACGACCAGUUAAUUAUGGAAGCUUACAAGUUUCAGAUGGAUAGUUCCGCUCCCAAUGGCCGCAUUGAAAGUUUAACAGAAGAGUUACGGGACCUUUUGAGUGGGCUACCCCCAUCGGAGCGCGCCACUGUUCAUAUUUCGGACAGAACAUCGGAUUUUCUAGCAAGUUGGCUGGAGGCAUUACGGAAUCAAAAACCCGAGAGCCAGAAUUUGCCAAACGGUGAAAGUAGUCGUGCUCAAAUCGAUCGCCUUGAAGAUGAAAAAGAUUCGCUUAUUUUGCAAGUUAGCGUGCUCACAGACCAAGUAGAAGCCCAAGGAGAAAAAAUGAGGGAUUUGGAGUUCACUUUAGAGGAGCAGAAGAUUAGAGCAGAAGAUUUAGAGCAACAGCUCGAAAAAGAAAAGCUUAGAGUGUCACAAAGUGCUAAAGAAAAACAAAAUCUGCUGUCUGAGAUAGAAACUCUGAGAAUCCCUAUGAAUAAUUCUAGUAGGAACACGGAAAAUGGAGAUAACUUGACAUCUCAUGCUUAUAAAGAAAAGCUUGCAGAAAAAGAAUCAGAAAUAGAGGCAUUGAAGGACCAUAUAGAAUCUCUUCUAGACGAGCAAGAAACAUUACAAAAAGCCAUGGGAGACAGUGCUGGUCAUGGUCUGAAAUCACAGCUAAGAGAGAAAGCCUCUGAAGUCAACAAGUUAACAAUCGAAGUAGAAACACUAAAUGCUGUUGUGGAGGACAAAGAUAAGAAGAUAAACGAUCUUCAACAAGCCUUAGGAAAAUUUAGAAGGGUAGAGGAUAUGGUAGUUCGAGCUCACCAACGGGUGGGGUCAGAAGCCAGCCAGUCCACACCUGAUCCCUACUUACCAGAUACCGGAAGUAUCAACAGCUCAGAUGGGAUCUUCUCACCUUCACCAUCAGUGAUGACCAAUGAGAGCCCAACAAACUCCGCAACCCCACAUCAGCUCCACGCUGAGUCGUAUCUUCAUGCAGUGCAUAACCCCGUAACACCGAGUCUGCACGCCCUACAGCGUGACAAUAACUACAAUCAGCAAGCUAAGCCCAAAAAGACGGGGAUCAGAAGCUCAUUCGGCAGAGGACUACGCAAGCUGCGUGGUCCCAAAAGCUCCAGUGAACCUAAUGUGUAUGCAGUUGAGCGCUCGGCAGAAGGAAAAAAUGGAAGUCUACCUCAGAACCAGCCUGCUCCUAUAGCACAACCAACAGAUUUAUCAGAUGAACACAAGCAUGAAAAGAAAACCAUCGGAAAGAGAAUAGGAAAGGCUUUUGGAAAGUUAAGACGAACCAAGUCGCUAAGCACUUAUCCACAUGAGCAUGACGACUCAGGACCGAUUGACCUGGACAGGUUCCGCAGACCCAACCCUGACCAGGAAGAGUACGGGGAUACACUGGAGUUGCCAUUCGCGCGAUGGCCGCCUCAAAUGAUAAUGAAUUGGUUAGAUGACCUUGGCCUCGGUUGCUAUACCGACGGUUGCCAACGUAACAUCAAAUGCGGAGAAGACCUGCUGAGGGCUUCAGGGGUGGAGCUUGAUCGACAGCUAGGCAUACGUCACCCACUGCACCGGAAAAAGCUACAGCUUGCAUUACAGGCCUUCACCUCAGACAGUCCUGAUGUCAUGGGCCGCCUCAGCAAUCACUGGGUUCUGGGUUGGCUUGAAGACAUCGGUUUACCUCAUUACAAGGACGCCUUUAGCGACGCAUGCGUGGAUGGGAGAAUGUUGAACCACCUAACACUGGAUGACUUGCAGCACCUGAAAGUGACCAACGCCCUGCACCACGUCAGCAUUCAGCGUGCAAUACAAUGCCUCAGGUUUUACAACUUCCACCCGAACUGCUUGAAAAGAUACCCUAUUGACGAGUCAUGGCAACAGGGCGCGGACGUGCUGCUGUGGACGAAUGGCCGCGUGAUGGAGUGGUUACGGCUUGUGGACCUGGCAGAAUACGCACCUAACCUUCGAGGAAGUGGAGUACACGGAGCCUUAAUGAUUCUGGAGCCCCGGUUCACGCCAGAGACGCUAGCGGCGUUACUAUCCAUUCCAAGCACAAAAACUCUCCUGCGCCGACACCUGGCGUCACACUUCCAGUCGCUGGUUGGGACCGCCUGCUCACGCACUAAGGACGAGGCCGCCGCUGACCCCGGAUUCACACCCCUUAUGCCGGGGGUAAAGCACAAGGUUAUGAAAAAAAGCAAAUCUCUCGGAGCCCUACGAAAGAAAAGCAAAGACUCGGACAUGGAUAACUACGUAUGUCCCAUGGACUUAGAUAUCCCGACCCAGCUUCGCCCGGCCGUCACGCAACGCGCACGAAGGAGACCCGAGGACGAGUUCAACCGGAGGAAUCAUGACAGCGACGACGAGGUUACAGCCAAGACGCCCUCUGCUAUAGGAGCCUUCUCUAAAGAGCUAGACUCGCUGACGAACAUGCUUGAUCAAGAGGGACACCUGCUUGCUACCACAGGCAACCCAUAAAUGAUUGACGGCAACGUAGUGCAGCAAUCACACCGUACUAUAUCACGUGACAAUUCAAGCGAAAAAAAUGGUGUAGAAAACAUCAAUAGUGAGAAAAAAGUCAAGAAAUAUCUGGUUAUUUGUAGAAUUAUAGGAAAACAGAAAUUAUAUAUAGUUUUGUUUUACAGUAAUGUAUUUAGCUCACAUAUUGGCCAUGUUUUAAAAAUGAACACCAGAAAGAUUGAACUAUAUUUCCUUGAGCUUGCAUUACCCCAAAACGCAAUAUUAGUGUUUCUUUGCGGACUUCAAAAUUCGAAAUGGGGUAUGGCAAUGUUUGUAAUGUUCAAAGUUCUACUGUGUCCGCUGGACUAUGGAUAGACUGAGGGCGCAUAAAUACAGUGGGAGCCCCGGUUCCAAAUUUUCAGACACAUCCGUCAUACCUGGGACAGGUGUGUCCGUGUGCCACAAGCCGCGAUAUGUGCGACGCUGCUUUGCGCUUUUUUAUGUAGUGCUUCUUCUAUAAGAUGUAUAUUUGCUGACAGCAUCUUGUACGCGCAUAUGGUAUUUCAAUAGUCAGAAUAUAUAUAUAUAUACUUUUGUAUGGCGGACUUUUUGUCCGGAAAUAGAGCUUUUGUAUUACAAUUUGUAUUGCUAUCGAUGAAAAAUACAUAUUUUGUACGUUU